AUGGCUUUACCUCUUCCGGGCUCGCCUUCAUCCUCUUGGGCCAUCUUUCGGGAACGUCUGAAGCAUACCUUUAGUGGCGCCGACCCCAGAGUGUGCUUCGCCUUCUGGAUCUUCGGCUUGAUCAACAAUGUCCUCUACGUUAUCAUCCUCUCCGCCGCGCUCGACCUUGUUGGUCCCACUGUCCCCAAAGGAGUCGUCCUUCUCGCCGAUGUCAUCCCUUCUCUCCUGACCAAACUGUGCGCUCCCUACUUCAUCCAUGCAGUGCCGUAUCCUGUCCGGGUCUUCAUAUUUGUGGGCUUAUCUGCUGCCGGCAUGAUCUUGAUAGCCCUCACACCUAGCUAUACGGAUGGCGGGACGAUCGCAACCAAGAUGACGGGCGUCAUAUUGGCAUCCUUGAGUAGCGGCGGCGGGGAGCUGACCUUUGUUGGCUUAGUCCACUACUAUGGACCUUUCAGUCUCGCUGCUUGGGGGAGCGGAACUGGGGGUGCAGGACUGAUAGGGGCCGGCGCAUAUGCAGUGGCAACGACAUCUCUCGGCCUCAGCGUCAAAACCACCAUCCUGGCCUCGGCCUGCUUGCCAGCGAUCAUGCUGGUGAGUUUCUUCCUCAUUCUUCCGCUACGGCCCCUUCGAUUGCACUCCAAGCUACACCACGGCGUCCCGGACCUGACUGGGGACGAUGAGGAUGAGGAAACCGACCAUGAGCAACAAGAAGGGCUUCUCUCCUCCGAAAGGCCCGCGAGACCUACCUUUGUCUCGCAUCAGAAUUCAUCUUCUGCUUCGGCGAGAUUCACCCAUAACCUUGUGCGGGCCAAAGGUCUCUUCUUCCCUUUCAUGCUACCUCUCCUCCUGGUGUACGUGGCCGAAUAUACCAUCAAUCAGGGCGUGUCGCCGACACUUUUGUUUCCUCUUCGAGACACACCCUUCAAGCACUUUCGUGCGUUUUAUCCGACUUAUAAUGCAAUCUACCAGGCGGGUGUAUUCAUUUCUCGAUCUUCAACGCCAUUCUUACGAGUGCACAACCUUUAUCUACCGUCAGUCUUGCAGAUAGCCAACUUGGCCCUCUUGACGUUGCAUGCAAUCUUUGACUUCAUUCCGAGCGUGUACAUUGUUUUCGCUGUGAUAUUCUGGGAGGGUCUGUUAGGUGGACUCGUUUAUGUCAACACCUUUGCCGAGAUCAGCGACACUGUUGCUCAGGAAGAUCGAGAGUUUUCGUUGUCGGCAACCACCGUGAGCGACUCUGGAGGAAUCUGCAUCGCCGGAUUCAUAAGCAUGGGAUUUGAGGUGUGGCUGUGCAACUGGCAGGUUCGGCAUGGGAGGGACUAUUGCAAGAAGUUCUGA
Molecule: messenger RNA, 1338 nt
Organism: Capronia epimyces CBS 606.96
Lineage: Eukaryota; Fungi; Ascomycota; Eurotiomycetes; Chaetothyriales; Herpotrichiellaceae
Product: protein btn1
Exons: 2
Coding region: 1-1338 (445 amino acids)
Biological process (GO): regulation of intracellular pH
Cellular component (GO): membrane; vacuole
Source: RefSeq, a predicted model, not a curated record